UAAACAGAAUAACUUGAUCACAAAUUAAUCUGUUAUCUAAGUAUUACACCAGCUUCCUCCGCCUCUCCUUUCUCUCAUUUCCCUCCCUUCUUUGCAAUAAUAACAUUUAGCAGAAUCCCACUGGCUGUCUCUGGCUCCUGGCCAGGGACCUGUCUGCAUGACGCAAGCAGAGACUACUUAAAGGGAGAUUACAGGCAGUAAGACAGUGCUAGCAGCCUACUCGUGUAGGGGCACCUUUGAUUACCCAGCCACAGAUUAGUGCAUUCUGAGCACAAGUCACCUACCCUGGUGGCUUCCCCAGAAGAAGGUGUAAAGCCUCCCCGCAGAACCAGGUCUCCGAUGUACAGCGAUGGGAGAAUGGACUAUCUUAGAAAGACUUUUGGAGGCUGCUGUGCAGCAGCACAGUACUAUGAUAGGAAGGAUUCUGCUGACAGUGGUUGUCAUCUUCCGGAUACUUAUCGUGGCCAUUGUUGGAGAGACUGUUUAUGAUGACGAGCAAACUAUGUUUGUGUGCAACACUCUUCAGCCAGGAUGUAAUCAGGCAUGCUACGACAGGGCUUUCCCAAUCUCUCAUAUAAGAUACUGGGUAUUUCAAAUUAUUAUGGUCUGUACACCAAGUCUCUGCUUUAUUACUUACUCUGUCCACCAGUCGGCCAAGCAGAGGGAGAGACGGUACUCGACAGUCUUCUUAACUGUAGACAGAGACCAGGACACUGUAAAACGAGAGGACAGCAAGAAGAUUAAAAACACCUUGGUUAAUGGUGUCCUGCAAAACACAGAGAACUCCACCAAGGAGGCUGAGCCUGACUGCUUAGAGAUCAAGGAAAUUCCAAACCCAUCCAUUCGAACCACCAAAUCCAAGAUGAGGCGCCAAGAAGGAAUCUCCAGAUUUUAUAUCAUCCAGGUGGUCUUCAGAAAUGCUCUGGAGAUUGGUUUCCUAGUGGGACAAUAUUUCCUGUAUGGGUUUAAUGUCCCGUCCAUGUAUGAAUGUGACAGAUAUCCUUGCAUCAAAGAGGUGGAGUGUUAUGUGUCUAGGCCAACAGAGAAGACAGUAUUCCUGGUUUUUAUGUUUGCAGUUAGUGGCCUAUGUGUUGUGCUCAAUUUGGCGGAGCUGAACCACUUGGGCUGGCGAAAGAUCAAGACGGCAGUCAGGGGAGUACAAGCAAAAAGGAAAUCCAUAUAUGAGAUCAGGAAUAAGGAUUUGCCCAGGAUGGGGGUGCCCAACUUUGGCAGGACUCAGUCCAGUGACUCAGCUUAUGUGUGAGGACAUUUUAAAUACAGCGGCUGAGAACUGGGCUCGCGCAGCAUGAUGGGGGGGAGGGAGGGUGUCUGAUUAAUGGAAUGCCCUUGGACCUUAUUGCCAUUGCAUUGCAGAAAUGAGCUGGCUGGUAUAGUUAAUAUCAAUCAGCAGUAGCUGCCAGUGAUUUAAUUGGCUAAAAUCUCUGGCUUUAGUAGCUCAUAUCAAUGUUUGUGAAUAUAACUUUUUUUUAUUGGA
Messenger RNA from Xenopus laevis (African clawed frog), 1495 nucleotides. RefSeq names its product gap junction delta-2 protein (gene gjd2.L). The record is from RefSeq and is a predicted model, not a curated record. NCBI's taxonomy places the organism in Eukaryota, Metazoa, Chordata, Amphibia, Anura, Pipidae. The transcript has 2 exons. Bases 350 to 1264 code for a protein of 304 amino acids.